Salvelinus sp. IW2-2015 is the source of this 5243-nucleotide messenger RNA. RefSeq names its product ubiquitin carboxyl-terminal hydrolase 4. Gene Ontology annotation, biological process: protein deubiquitination. NCBI's taxonomy places the organism in Eukaryota, Metazoa, Chordata, Actinopteri, Salmoniformes, Salmonidae. The record is from RefSeq and is a predicted model, not a curated record. Gene Ontology annotation, cellular component: nucleus. Gene Ontology annotation, molecular function: cysteine-type deubiquitinase activity.
CUUCUACCGCGCGUUCACGACUCUGGCUCACUUAUUGCAUGAUGGCCGAGGGAGGCGGACCCGAGUCGGGUAGUGCGGCAGACCCCGAUCCGGAGCCGGUAGCCGCUCAAAUACCGACACCUUCAACCGAAAGUCAAAAGCAGAGUAUUGGAACACUUCUCAAAACAAUUCUACGAAAGGGCGACGAGUGGUUUCUGAUUGAUAGCAGGUGGUUUAAGCAGUGGAAGAAAUAUGUGGGAUUUGACAGCUGGGAUAUGUACAAUGUUGGAGAGCACAGUCUCUAUCCCGGCCCUGUUGACAACUCAGGCCUGUUCUCAGACCAUGAGACCCAGAUCUUGAAGGAGCACCUAAUAGAUGAGCUGGACUAUGUCCUUGUGCCCACUGAGGCGUGGAACAAGCUUGUCUGCUGGUAUGGUUGCCUUGAGGGCCAGCGGCCCAUCGUCAGAAAGGUGGUUGAACACGGUAUGUUUGUCAAGCACUGUAAAGUGGAGGUCUAYCUGUUGGAGCUCAACUUGUGUGAGAAUGACAACAUGGACAAUGYGAUCACACGUCAUUUCAGCAAAGCUGACACUAUAGACACCAUAGAGAAGGAGAUGCGGUCGCUAUUUGAGAUCCCAACAGGGAAGGAGACUCGACUGUGGAACAAAUACAUGAGCAACACAUACGAGCAGCUGAACAAGCCAGACAGCACCGUGCAGGAUGCUGGUCUCUUCCAAGGCCAGGUGCUCGUGAUCGAACGCAAGAAUGAGGACGGCACGUGGCCCAGACAAGCCUCCCAUCCAAAAUCUAGUACGGCCACAUCCAGGAAUUUCACUACCUCCCCAAAGCUCUCCUCCAAUUCGUCAGCAACCAUCUCCUCAACAAUAACUAAUGGGGACAGCAGCAACUCUGGCAGUACACUGAACAACAGCACCUCCUCUGGCAAUAGAUUGGGAGGUUACAAUUCAUACAGCUCAUCCUACAACUACAGAGAGUCACCAUCCCAACCUGGCCUUUGUGGUCUCAGUAACCUAGGCAACACCUGCUUCAUGAACUCUGCCCUCCAGUGCCUGAGCAACGCGUCCCCUCUCACGGAAUACUUCCUAGAUGACGAGUAUGAGGCGGAAAUCAACCGGGAGAAUCCAUUAGGAAUGAGGGGGGAGAUUGCAGAGUCCUACGCAGACCUGGUCAAGCAGAUGUGGCUCAGCCGCAGCAGCUACGUGGCCCCCCGCACCUUUAAAACCCAAGUUGGCCGCUUCGCCCCCCAGUUUUCAGGGUACCAGCAGCAGGACUCCCAGGAGUUGCUGGCCUUCCUGAUGGACGGGCUYCACGAAGACCUGAACCGCGUUAAAAAGAAGCCUUACCUGGCCCUGCAGGAUGCAGGGGGCCGGAAAGACGAGAUUGUAGCUAAGGAAGCCUGGACUAACCAUCGCCUGCGCAAUGACUCCAUCAUCGUGGACAUAUUCCAUGGCCUGUUCAAAUCCACUCUGGUGUGUCCAGAGUGUGCCAAGGUCUCUGUGACCUUUGACCCAUUCUGCUACCUCACACUGCCUCUGCCCAUGAAGAAGGACCGCACUAUGGAAGUGUUCUUGGUCCGCAUCGAUCCCCAGUCCAGACCUACGCAGUACCGAGUGGUUGUCCCCAAGCUUGGCUCAGUGACAGACCUGUGCAGCGCCUUGUCCCGGCUCUCUGGAAUCCCUGCUGAGAAUAUGGUGGUGGCGGAUGUUUACAAUCACCGGUUCCACAAGAUCUACAGACGAGACGAUGGCCUCAACCAAAUCAUGGAGAAGGAUGACAUCUUUGUGUAUGAGGUGGCGGAGGAGGAUGCGGAGAGUAUGAACCUGCCUGUGUACUUCAGGGAGCGCCACUCCAAGCACACAGGAGGCUCCACGGGCACCAUGCUGUUUGGCCAGCCCCUGCUCAUCACUGUGCCCCGGCAGAACCUGGCCGCUGACAUGCUCUACGAGAAGGUGCUGGAGAGGAUUGGGCGCUACGUGACGCGCUCUCAAAGCUCCACCGGUGAGGGGAGGGCCUCAGCCUCUGCCUCCUCCGCCAGCUGCAGCCAGGCAGCAGAGUGCUCAACAACAUCCUCUAAUCGCAACGCUGCAGCGAGUGGGAGUGGCAGCCCCCUGUCAGACGGGGCAUCCUGCAGCUCCAGCAACAGCAGCAACCACUCAGGAACCUCCAACGGGAACGGGGUGUGUGAAGGUGAGGAGGAGGCCAUGGAUCAACAGGUGAGUCCGGAGCCAGAGAACGGCCAGUCAGAGGAGGAGGACGCCUCAGACCUGGAGAAUGGCCCUAAAACCAAGCCGUGCUCCAGCACCCCGCCCAAACUGUUCUCCUUCAGCAUGGUCAACUCUUACGGAACGGCCAACAUCAGUCCACUGCCUUGCGACGGAAACAUCCUCAAACUAAAUACACAUUCCACAGUGGCGAUCGACUGGGACUCGGACUCAAAGAAACUGUGUUAUGACGAUCAGGAAGCAGAGGCAUAUGAGAAGCAUGAGAGCAUGCUCCAGGCCCCGAAGAAGAAGGCCACGGUGGCUCUGAGGGAAUGCAUUGAGCUCUUCACUACCAUGGAGACACUAGGAGAGCACGACCCAUGGUAUUGCCCCACCUGUAAGAAGCACCAACAGGCCACAAAGAAGUUUGACUUGUGGUCUUUGCCUCGCAUCCUGGUGGUCCACCUGAAGCGUUUCUCCUACAAUCGCUGCUGGAGGGACAAGCUGGACACGGUGGUGGACUUCCCUGUCAGGGACCUGAACAUGUCUGAGUUUGUGUGUGACCCAAAGGCCGGACCCUAUGUUUAUGACCUCAUUGCUAUCUCCAACCACUAUGGAGGAAUGGGUGGAGGCCACUACACAGCCUACGGAAAGAACAAAGCUGAUGGGAAGUGGCAUUACUUUGAUGACAGUAGUGUAUCGGCUGCCUCGGAGGAUCAGAUUGUGACAAAAGCAGCCUACGUGCUGUUUUACCAACGCAGAGAUGCGGGUGACGUCCCCGCCAAGCCGCCGCCCUCUUCCCCUCUAGGUGGCGCCACGGCCGACGCCGCCGAAGAUCACAUGGAUACCAACUGAGCAGCGCUGUUGCUCAAGGACAUGACACGCACUGAAGCAAAAAAAAAACACACUUUGUUGAUGCACACACCAAGCUACUUCAGUGACAUAAGACUUCUGAGUCAAUAUUAUUAACUCCCCCCAACCCAGCACACCUUUUGUUUUUUUGUUUUGCUCAUACAUCGUCACCAAGAGCCAAAAGCCUUGUUAGAUGCUUGACCCGAGAGACUUCCUCCCUGGAGCCGGUGGCCUGCUGAUGUGUGAAAUCAAGUUGACUAGUUUAAAUAAAUAAAGAGGAAUAUAAAAAGGCUUAGAAUUCUCACUGGACGAACAGAAUGUUAGAAGUGCACUAAAAUGCAUAAGUAUUAUUAACGCAAACUUUUCUGUUACCCACUAGAAAAGUCAAAAAAUAAAAAAAGCCAAAUCCACAUCUUGUUUCUACCAAAGCGUUCCAAGUUGUACAUUCUAAAGAAAUGUACCAACUGCAUUGACAGACAGGGGGGAAAGGGGAAACAUGCCCUUGAGUUGUCUCUGAUUUGUGUAUGUGAUGAUAACCCUCCAGGGCAGGGGUGAAUUUAUGCAAAUUUGUAUUUAACAUUGAGAUGUAUACAGAAUUCAACACAUGACACUGAUGGAUCCUGUGACCUUCUGCCUCCUGUGAAGAAUGGAUCCAGUCAGAAAGGCACACUGGAGGUGUUCCCUCUGCUACAGAAACACACACAGGCCCCUUCAUUCUAGUCUGCCUCUGGGUUGGCCUGCAGGUCAUUUCCACAGUAUAUAGUGUUCCCUUAAGGUCCUGUUUACUGUGCCUUGAUGUAUGCUGUGGCAGAGGCUUCAUUUUCAGAGACGUGACUUCAGUCAGACCUUAGCGCCUGCUCUUUAUGAAGCCAGGCAUGCUAAUGCUGUCUCUCUCAUACACCCCCGUGCUCUAUGAGAUACGUCUCAUCCUGCUAAAGAUGUGCUGCUCCCCCUCGUURCGCAAAAGCAACAGCGGCCUUUUUAAUCCUGCAACCUGUUUUCAAAAAGGAAGCACUUUAAGUUUUCCUUUAGUUGCAUCUGGAAUAAUACAUCUAUGAAUGACAUGUGGCAAGGCCCUGACCACUCAUACAUUUCCAGAUAAYAUGGCUGUACUUCCAAGCAUAUUUGAUUGCUGACUGAAUGGACACUCCGACUGCCAGCUAUGGCCUGUCCUUAGGCUACCUGUCCUGUGGUAUUACAGUCCUGCAUUGAAAUCUGACAUGUAUGAAAGUGGUGCUAAAUUUGAGACUUGAAAUUAUUGCUGUUUGUGAUAAGUCUCCAAUCCAUUGUCAAAUAGAAUUUGGACAGCAAUAACUUAAAGGCAUCCUCAGUUUGUUAAGGACUGCAGGCAUCUGUAGCCAUGUUCUCACACAAUGGACUCUCAGACAACCAAUCAGCUGUUAAAUAAAAUAUAUAAUAAUGACAUGACAUCUUGCUCGUCAAUGGAUGGAAAAAGGACUCCUAUAAAUCGAUCUGCUUGUAUGCUGUCGGACUGUUGCUACGUAGCUCUAUAUUCUUCACUGAUACAAAUGUGUCCCAUUAAAUACUAGUAGUCUUCAGUAACAGCUGCUCGGCUUGUGGGGGGCUGGUGACGGCAACACAAUACAUGUCAGGAACCAGUGCCUCUGAUACCUUCUCCAGAUUCAGCACCCUUCCGUAGAAUUUCCCUGUGUUGCUAAGUGUCUUGUAAAGGUUGAUACAAGAUACCAGUAACUACUUCAUGGAUGGAUUUCCYGUAAGAUAAAUUCUAGCUCUGGCAUUUGUCCUGUGCUUUUUCCAUGUGGCACAAAAGCAUGUAAAUGUCUUUGGGACUGCAAAUGUCCUGUUUGCUGGUUGGUCCCUCUGUGAUUAUGCCCUCCUGAGAUGAUUACAUGAUUAAUAUAACCAUAUUUAUGUCAAUGAAUAGAAAAGCUUUACACCAUAUCUGUAAUAUUCUAUAGCAAGUGAAAAAGGCAUCCAGCUGUCCAAAACAGAUUGGAUUAGUUGCUUUUCUUUACAAUCCUCAUGAGCAACUUAGCAAUUUGAGCGUCAAUUUGCUGUCAAUAUCUUGAAUAGAUGUAAAUAAUCACACUAUUUCAAAAAUAGGGACAUAACUGUUGUAAUAUUUAUAUUGCCAAUAUCUGCAAUAUUUGUUUUUAAUUGAGAAUUAUUUGGAUUGGAAAUAUAAUAAAGACUGGCAGCCUAAAAGGA